Messenger RNA from Morchella sextelata, 759 nucleotides. RefSeq lists its product as uncharacterized. Lineage: Eukaryota; Fungi; Ascomycota; Pezizomycetes; Pezizales; Morchellaceae. The transcript has a single exon. The record is from RefSeq and is a predicted model, not a curated record. Bases 1 to 759 code for a protein of 252 amino acids.
AUGGUGAGAGAAGAGCGGGAGCAGGAAAAAGGGGAGCAACGAGCUUUGUUUGCGCAAUUCAAGCGGUCCGAUGAGGAAAGAAACCAACGGAUAGCCGAGAUGGAGGAACUACUGCGACAACAUCUGUCAGUAGCACCUUCCGUGGCUAGUGCUCCUUUAGACCCUGAUGCACCCCGAACGGUUCCUGUUGGCAAUGGCAAGAACCCCCAAAAUGCUGGCCCCCAAACAUCAGGGAACGGCAAGCAACCAGAAGGAGCUGGCCCAGUUGGAGGAAACGGAGGCAAGCAACCGGAGGAUGCCAGCCCAGUGCAGGGAAAUAGUGGCAGAAGACCGGUAGGAGCUGCUCCAGUAGGAGGGAAUGGUGGAAAUCUACCUCCCCGAAACCCACCAAGAGGAAACCUUGGGGGAGACCCAGAACCUUCCGACGAUGAUGAUGACGAUAACAGCGAAUGGUCGCAUGGUCGGAAGAAUUGGAGAAUGAACCGAGGCGGGAACCGGAAUUCGGCGCCGCCUGAAGACGAGGAUAUGGUAGAUUCGCUCGCCAAAAUACCCUUUGAGUUCGAUAAUGCCAGGAAGCAUAACCUGCGGCAUUGGCUCAUGGAGUGUGAGAUCUACUUCGAGCAGAAGCCAAAGAAGUUCCGAACGGACAGAAACAAGGUACUGUUCGCUGGAACAUAUACGUGUGGGUUGGCAAAGGAAUGGUUCAUGGAGUAUAUCGAGACCAAAAUGUUGGGCCCGGCCGGUGCAGACUACGUGUAA